AUGACUCAGAUCCACGGAACCUGUGACCCCAGGUUCCACGACGUUCAGACUCUUCUGGAGAAGUACCUCGAGUCAGGUGAAGAGAUUGGUGCCUCAAUCACCAUCGAUAUUGACGGCAAAGAAGUGGCGGACAUCUGGGGCGGCUACGCAGACAAGGAGCGAACUAAGCCAUGGGAAAAAGAUACAAUCGUUAAUGUAUUCUCGUGCACAAAAACCAUCACCAGUCUCGCGGUUCUCAUGCUCGUCGACAGAGGUUUGAUUGAUGUCAACGAGCGCGUCUCACACUACUGGCCCGAAUUUGAGCAAAAUGGAAAACAGGAUGUUCUAGUCAGACAUUUGUUGGGUCAUACGUCUGGUGUUUCAGGCUGGGAAGAACCAUUGUCGACUGAAGACAUGUAUGAUGUUGAAAAGACGACUGCUAUGCUAGCAAGACAAGCUCCAUGGUGGACUCCUGGAACGGCAUCGGGAUAUCAGGCUUUGUGCUCGGGACAUCUACUUGGAGAGCUGAUCAAGCGUGUCUCUGGGAAGUCACUGCGCGAGUUAGUGGAUACCGAGAUCGCGAGCGUCCUGGAUGCCGACUUCCAGAUUGGCGCAGCGGAGAAGACCUGGGACCGCAUCUCUCCUAUCAUUCCCCCAGACUUUACAGGAAUCAUACCAGAGUUUGAAGAAGGAUCAGUCCAAGCCAAGACGCUACUCAAUCCACCACUUGACCCCAACUCCGUGAACACGGGGCCUUGGAGACAAGCUGAGUUAGGCGCUGUGAACGGCCACGCCAACUCCCGCUCACUGGCGCGGAUCCUCUCUGCAAUCACAUUGGGUGGCUCAUCCAGAGGCAAGAAGCUUCUAUCUGAGGAGACUAUCAAGUUGAUCUUCCAGGAACAGUCUAAUGGAAAGGACUUGGUUCUUGGAUUACCGUUCAGACUUGGCAUUGGAUAUGGGCUGACACCCUCUCCAGCACUUCCAUGGAUCCCAGAGGGCAAGAUCUGUUUCUGGGGCGGUUGGGGAGGCUCGACUAUCAUCAUGGACUUGGAUAAGCGUAUGACGAUUGCGUAUGCUAUGAAUAAGAUGGGCGGUGGACUUGUUAGUAGUGAUCGGGCUGAGGCUUAUGGAAAGGCGAUUUAUCAAGCUCUUGAGAAAUAA
Molecule: messenger RNA, 1140 nt
Organism: Fusarium fujikuroi IMI 58289
Lineage: Eukaryota; Fungi; Ascomycota; Sordariomycetes; Hypocreales; Nectriaceae
Product: related to beta-lactamase
Exons: 1
Coding region: 1-1140 (379 amino acids)
Source: RefSeq, a predicted model, not a curated record